This is a messenger RNA of Anopheles funestus (African malaria mosquito), 2464 nucleotides long. RefSeq names its product scaffold protein salvador (gene sav). Lineage: Eukaryota; Metazoa; Arthropoda; Insecta; Diptera; Culicidae. Gene Ontology annotation, molecular function: protein binding; molecular adaptor activity. Gene Ontology annotation, biological process: hippo signaling; apoptotic process; regulation of cell population proliferation. The coding region runs from base 154 to 2139 and encodes 661 amino acids. The record is from RefSeq and is a predicted model, not a curated record. The transcript has 5 exons.
UGUCAAAACUUCGCGUUGUGUGUACCAGCCUUGUUAUUACGCUAUCGACGCGUUCUCGUUGGGUAAAAUGGUUUCAGAAAAAUAGUUCCAUAGCAAUUCAAAACAAAUCAUUUGCAUCCAAACACUGACCAGCAAACGGUGCAGGGCGACAACAUGUUGUCCAGGAAAAGUAAAGAUAAGUCUAUUAAAGAAGGUGUGGUAGGUAAAUACGUGAAAAAAGACACGCCACCGGAAAUACCAACUGUAAACGUGUGGACCGCGGAGCAGAAUAAAAGCAAACUCGCUAAAGCCAGAAGGAGCUCGCAGCAGAUUGUUUCCAAUGCCGGUCAGCCACCGGGUCUUCCUCUGACUGCUAACAGCAGCAAUAUUCAAAAUCUGCAAAAGUUCGGUAACUCCAAGGUGUUGACGAAAGUAGGAGGGCUUGGCCACGAAGGAAAGUAUACACCUAGCAAUAAUAUUCCGAAUUUGGCUCAUAAGUUUGGCAGCAUAAAUCUGAACAACGAUCCAUCCAAUGGACUUAAUUUGAUGAACGGCAAUACAAAACAUCUUCCCAUGAUGCUGAUAAAAACCCCGACUACUUCCAUGGGCCUUCCGGUUCCGAUGAACGACGUAAGAAACAACAAUAGCCACGGAAAUUACGUGGACAUCGAUACGAUUGAUCAGAUCCUAAUGCAGCAAAGCGAAGCGAACCUGUAUCGAUUGCAACAACAGCAGCAGCAAAUGUUCCAACAACAAGAACAUGAACAAAAGCAGUUGCAGCAGCAACAACUUCACCACCAAGCACAGCAGCAACAGCAACUGGAGCUGCAGGAACAACAGCGUCAGGAGCAGCUAGAAAUGCAUGAGCAUCACGAGCAGCAAGAACAAUUGCAACAUCUGGAGCAACAACAGCAAGAACAACAGGACCAUCAGGCUUUGAAUAGCCAGCGAUAUGGUUCCAACUUUGAACGAAAACUAUCCUACAACCAACAUCACACAAACAACCACAGGAAUGGUUUUGACAACUAUGGAAAUAUAUUGCGUAACGGAAGUCCCGUCGCAUCAUCUGGCUCCUCCGGAAACAGUUUAACAAAUGAACAGACCCUUUUUAUACGCCAUUAUUCAACCCGUCAAACUCCGCAGCUGCAGCCUUCGGCACAACAGCCGAACAAUCAGCAACCGCAGAACCAACCAGAGACGAUGCAGCAGGAUCAUCUGUAUCCAAUUUAUGAAAACCAAUCCCAACUGAUCGGUCGACCCGAAUCGCCAAUUUAUAGUAACACGAACUCCGGUACGAUAUACCAGAAUUACAACAGUAACAACUCGUCACACCAAUCGCUCUAUUCGAACGUGUGCGUUAGUGGACAGUCGGGAGGUGAAACUGGGAGCAGCAACAGUCCGGGACUUACACAGUCGCAAGCAUUGCAGGCAACAUCGCUCCAAGCCCAAGCCCAGCCACUGUAUUCAAAUAUGAUAAUAGGCACAAACAAGCCUAAUAGUGUUACAUACGGGGAGGUGGUUUUACGUACUGCACGGCUUGGUACGGCAAGUGCGACCGGUGGUGCAGUGCCAGGACAACGAAGUAUUACUCAGAGUUCGGGUGGUCCGCAACAACCCGAUGGAGACAGUGGUGAAGAGGAACUGAUGUUACCACCUGGUUGGUCCGUGGAUUACACGCUAAGAGGUAGAAAGUAUUACAUUGAUCAUAACACUAAAACAACACACUGGGCUCAUCCGCUCGAUAGAAAGGCUCUACCAACGGGAUGGCAAAGAAUAGAAGCGGCACGUUAUGGAACGAUUUUCAACUAUUUUGGUAACCAAGAACAAACUCUGCCAUACUUGGCCUCAUGCUAUCUAACGCAUGCACCGGCUGUGGAAAUUCCUCGACCGAUUGUACCGCAUUUUCCUCGUCAUAGUGCCUUAGUACCGGCGAAUCCAUACAACACGGAAAAGGUCCCAGAAUGGUUGUUUCUCUAUGCAAAAUCUUCAUCGGAGAAAGAUCAUAUCAUAAAAUGGGAUAUGUUCCAGCUACAGCAACUAGAAGAUUUCCUUGGCAUCAUGAAAAAGUUGUAUCGCCAAGAGUGCAACAUUAUCGUUGCAAAAUACGAAGUGAUCAGGAUACAGAUACACUCGCGAAUGCAAGAGCUUCGGCGGAUGUAAUCGAACUGGAUGGAACCUCUGUAUCAGUGCUUUGAAAAAGAAAAAUGUGAUAUCAAACAGUUCCUUCGUCGAAGAUUUGCAUUACCCAUGAGGCAUAUCUAGAGCAAUGCAGAUGCACUAUCAUCACAUCACACUAAACUACCCUUCGCUCGAUAAUAUGCUGGUGCAUAUUUAUUGGCGGUCCAGAUUUUCAAAAAUCACUCCACUACACGACUAGAUUGUGUAGCAUGCUAUAGCGUAUUUAAAAAAAAGCGACACGGAUACAUCUUUCAUAUAUCAUUAUUAUUUUUACACGAAUAAAGUAAAUAUUUCAUACAAAGCGCUA